AUAUAUAUAUAAAAUAAUUUUUUUUUUUUUUUUUUUAUAAUAUGAUACUUUGACACCAGCAUUUGCAAAGUCUAAUUCUCAGAAGUGAAAAAACAUCUAUAGUAAUUUGGAGUUUAUGACUGGGAAAAUGUUUAUGAAACAUUGGCAACCAAAAUGUUUAUGAAAGAUAAUUCAUUGAUGCGAGUCUGAAUCAAUGAGACUUUAUUUAAAUGUAAGUAAAUUAAUAAAACAUGUGCCACAUUAUGCAAGGGAAAAGGACUAAAAUUAACACAGGAAAUGUGAAGGAGAACUGAAGAGUGAAACUGAGUUAGUGCACAGUGUGUUAGAAAGCACAAUAGUUUGAGGCACGAUGAAGCUCCUUUUUCAGGUCCUUUUGCUGUCUGUAAUGUUAGCUUCUCAGAAAUGUCAGGAUGCAUGGAUUCUAGAGGACUUAUACGAUGAUGUGUUGGACCUGGAACAUUACUCUGGGGAAAAUGUUACAGUGCCGAACAUCACAGUGUACCGACAGAUGGAGGACGGAGAGCAUGAUAGUGUGAUAGUGCUCUGCAUGUUUGACCCAAUGUUUGAAAUGAGAUACAGUUGGCAGAUGCAGUCUUUCGAGCUGUCUGUGGAGAGUGAACUGAACUACACCAAGGAAAUAGAAGAAUGCAGUACUUCAGAUAUGUGUGUGUUUUUGGUCACUGUGAGUCCACCUGCUUCCUUCACCUGUGUGCAUGAGAUUCAUUCUGAUGGAGAAGUCAAGUACUUGCACAGCCAGACCUACAAUUACAAUAAGUCAGUCUUGGAUCAUCACAAGGAAAAAGUAUCUUUAUUCUACAUCUGCUUUUCCUCCUUCAUUGCUGUUGUUCUCAUCAUCAUGACUGCAGCAGUGAUCGUGACCACCAUCAGGAGCAAAGCUAAAGACUCCAUCAACUCCACCACAACUGUUUCAGACAAUGACUACAUGGAUGCGUAAAUAAUCAGAAGACUUUCUGAAGAGAGAAGAGCAGACUUGCUCUCAGACUUGAAUAUGUGAAUUUAUAUGAUUAUUUUAAAUACAAUUUUAGUUGUAUUUAAAAUGUCCAGUUGUUGAGAUUUUCUUUCACAUUUUUUACGAUGAUGAAAUUUUACUUUCUGAUUAGGAUUAAUUGCUUAUGCUGUAACAUUCCUUAUUUGUUGAU
Megalobrama amblycephala (Wuchang bream) is the source of this 1160-nucleotide messenger RNA. RefSeq lists its product as uncharacterized. The coding region runs from base 350 to 955 and encodes 201 amino acids. The transcript has 6 exons. NCBI's taxonomy places the organism in Eukaryota, Metazoa, Chordata, Actinopteri, Cypriniformes, Xenocyprididae. The record is from RefSeq and is a predicted model, not a curated record.